AUGAGAGGUCCAUGUCAGACCUCGGACACGGCAGCCGGCAGGUCGGUGCCACAAGCCUGGGAUGUCCCGGUGAGCGUUCCACGGAUGUUCCAGGAUGGAGAGCUGAAGAUGGUGAUGCCUCUCACCUCCUCUGUGCAGGCGUGUUCCACGUGUAACGGACUCGGGAGGAAGAUGUGUCUGAAGUGCCACGGGACCGGGAGAGCGCAGUGCAUGUGGUGCAAUGGGAGGGGGCGCCGCAUGCAGAUGGAGGUGUGUCAGCAUUGCUAUGGGAACGGCACAGAAAGCUGCCGAAUGUGCCAGAACUCCAACCAGCAGUGUGACGGCUGCUCCGGAAAGGGGCGGGUCCUGACCUACAUGCUCCUCACAGUCACAUGGAAGAAUCACGUCUUUGAGUUGAUUUCGGAUCAUCAGUCGGAAUUUUCUUCGGAUCUCUUUCAGAAUGUGAAGGGAGAGAAGCUGGUGAUGGAGGAGGAGUCCAAGGUUUCGGGAAUUACGGAUUUUCCGGACACGAAUAUUAUUGAAACCUCCCAGAAUGCUUUGGAGCGGCACCGUUCUCGGUUCUCGUCGUGCCGCGUCCUCAGACAGAGGCAGAGUGUGGAGCGCCUCCCGCUGACCAGAGUGCAGUACUGCUGGAAGGAGAAGCAACUCAGCUACUUUGUGUACGGAACAGAGAGCAAAGUCUUCGUCCAGAACUACCCCAAAAAGUGCUGCUGUCUUGUCCUCUGACCACACCGGGCAUUGUGACCACACCGGGCUUUGUGACCACACCGGGCAUUGUGACCACACCGGGCAUUGUGACCACACCGGGCAUUGUGACCACACGGGGGCAUUGUGACCACACCGGGGGCAUUGUGACCACACCGGGGGCAUUGUGACCACACCGGGCAUUGUGACCACACCGGGCAUUGUGACCACACGGGGGCAUUGUGACCACACCGGGCAUUGUGACCACACCGGGCAUUGUGACCACACCGGGCUUUGUGACCACACCGGGCAUUGAAUGGCUCUGCACCUUUGGAUGGGAUUCGGGGGUCUCUCUGACGGUCGGCGUUUCUUUUUCUUGUUUUCCAUAUAAAUGUGAAAAUUGCGUUUUGGUUAUUAAAGAGCAAAAUAAGUAAA
Messenger RNA from Rana temporaria (common frog), 1119 nucleotides. Its product is annotated as protein SSUH2 homolog. Lineage: Eukaryota; Metazoa; Chordata; Amphibia; Anura; Ranidae. Bases 1 to 726 code for a protein of 241 amino acids. The record is from RefSeq and is a predicted model, not a curated record. The transcript is spliced from 8 exons.